AUGGUUGAUUUCCAUAUUUCUGUGGUUUUUCAAGCUCUUCACUCUGAAGAAAAUUACCUUCGAAUACAAGAGGACAGGUUAACUAGGACAAACUCCACCGUUGAUGUUGCUACUAAGGAAAACUUGGACAAACUAGUGGAGAUUGGAGAAAAGUUGUUAAAGAAACCAGUUUCACGAGUGAAUUUGAAGACAGGUCUUGCUGAGCCAGUUAAAAAUGGUGGCACAAAUGAGGAUGCUCUCAAAAGGUUUGCAAAAUUACUUUCAGAUGAAAGAAAACUUAGACAGCAAAAACUACCAAGCUCUUACAAGGGCUUAAAGUAG
This is a messenger RNA of Ilex paraguariensis (yerba mate), 321 nucleotides long. NCBI's taxonomy places the organism in Eukaryota, Viridiplantae, Streptophyta, Magnoliopsida, Aquifoliales, Aquifoliaceae. The record is from the annotation of a GenBank genome assembly.